AGCCGGAGGCCCCGCCCUUUCUGCGGUGACGAAGGCAGCGCAGCUGCGCGCGCACUCUCUCACACCAAGAUGGCCGAGUCAGGAGCAUCUGUGAAAAAAAAGAGAGUGAAGAAAGUCUGCGACGAUGAAGUUGGGGAGAUACAGCAGACCGCAGACUUCCUCAUCCGACCAGAGUCCAAGGCUGCCUCCCUUGAUACGUCUCAGUGGCCGCUUUUGUUAAAGAACUUCCACAAACUCAACAUCCGGACAGCUCACUACACGCCACUGCCCAAUGGAAGCAACCCUCUGAAGAGGAACAUCAGCGACUAUGUGAGGUCCGGUUUCAUCAACCUUGAUAAGCCUGCCAACCCGUCAUCUCAUGAAGUGGUGGCCUGGAUCCGUAGAAUCUUGCGGGUGGAAAAAACUGGUCACAGUGGGACGCUGGACCCCAAAGUCACAGGCUGUCUGAUAGUCUGUAUCGAUAGAGCCACACGUCUGGUCAAGUCCCAGCAGAGCGCCGGUAAAGAGUAUGUGGGAAUUGUGCGGCUGCACAAUGCUAUUGAGAACGAACAUGUUCUGGCCCGGGCGCUGGAGACACUGACAGGGGCACUGUUUCAGCGUCCUCCGCUGAUAGCAGCUGUCAAACGUCAGCUGAGGGUCCGGACGAUCUACGAGAGCAAGCUAGUGGAGUAUGACCCCGAGAGGAGGCUGGGUAUCUUCUGGGUCAGCUGUGAGGCAGGAACUUACAUCAGGACUCUAUGUGUCCACCUGGGCCUGUUACUUGGAGUGGGGGGGCAGAUGCAGGAGCUUAGGAGGGUGCGGUCUGGAGUGCUGGGUGAGAAGGACAACAUGGUGACGAUGCACGACGUCCUGGAUGCUCAGUGGCAGUACGACCACAACAAGGAUGAGUCGUACCUGCGGAGGGCCAUCUUCCCUCUGGAGAAGCUGUUGGUGUCCCACCGACGGCUGGUUAUGAAAGACAGCGCGGUCAACGCCAUUUGCUACGGAGCAAAGAUCAUGCUGCCAGGUGUGCUCAGGUAUGAGGAUGGCAUUGAGGUCAACCAGGACAUUGUCGUCAUAACAACCAAAGGAGAGGCUAUAUGCACAGCUGUGGCUCUGAUGACCACAGCUGUCAUCUCCACCUGUGAUCAUGGCGUGGUUGCCAAAAUCAAGAGGGUCAUCAUGGAGCGAGACACGUAUCCUCGGAAGUGGGGUCUGGGACCAAAGGCCAGUCAGAAGAAGAUGAUGAUCCAGAAGGGACUCCUAGACAAACACGGGAAACCAAAUGGCAGCACACCACAGGACUGGAGGGAUCAGUACGUGGAUUACAGAGUCUCCACGGCGACACAGUCAGCCGACGCUUCAGUAAAGAGGAAACGGGAGGCGACUGAGAGCGACGGAGAGACAACACAGCCCGGGACACCUGCUGAAGUGAAAAAAGAGAAGAAGAAAAAGAAAGAGAAGAGACUGAAAACUGAGGAGGGGCCAGAUGAGUUGGGGGAGGAGCCUGGAACACAGGAUGUGGACAGCGUGAAGAAGAAGAAGAAGAAGAAGAAACAAAAAGAUCAGGAGUCGGAGUAAGGUUAGCAGGUGUUUAGCUACAUGCAGCAGUUUCUCCUGUCUCACCUGGAAGCGAUGACUGAAAACACCUGGAGGAGGAUGAGUCUCACGUGGUUGUGGGACAUGAAGGUUGUGAUGUCAGUUGAAAGUGUGUUGAUGCUUCGACUCAGCCAUCUGAAGCGCUACCUCAUCCGUCUCUUCUCUACUGACAUCCUCACUGGGCUACACUGCUGGAAGAGAAUUGACCUGAGCAACGGGAACCUCAUCUCCUUCAUGGACACCUGAACACAAAGCAUUCUGGGACUGCAUUCUGGCAGCAGGAAGAGGAUGAGUUUUUGUAUAAAUGUAACCUGGGUUCUUAAUUGUAAAUAUUUAACAUUUUUUUAUUCCAGUAUAAAACUUUUUCUGUAUUUGAAUUAUUUUUGAAGUUGUUGGAUUAAACGCCACACCCCCAAUUA
Molecule: messenger RNA, 1997 nt
Organism: Cololabis saira (Pacific saury)
Lineage: Eukaryota; Metazoa; Chordata; Actinopteri; Beloniformes; Belonidae
Gene: dkc1
Product: dyskeratosis congenita 1, dyskerin
Exons: 15
Coding region: 70-1560 (496 amino acids)
Biological process (GO): rRNA pseudouridine synthesis; mRNA pseudouridine synthesis; box H/ACA sno(s)RNA 3'-end processing
Cellular component (GO): box H/ACA snoRNP complex
Molecular function (GO): pseudouridine synthase activity; RNA binding
Source: RefSeq, a predicted model, not a curated record